GGAAGUGGCGAUCAGUAGUGUGGGCUCAACGCUAAGUAGUAUUUGGGUGGUGUAUAUCAAAGGGUAAAGCUGCUGGCUUUCGUCCCUAAACGUGGAUAUUUUGAAGUGUCAAGAGGUACUCGUUAUCCAGUUUUUGGGCCGAGCAGUUGAACAGCGGGCAUAUAUUAUUAACGCUGUCUUGCUAACCUUUGUUGCGGCUAUGUAAAACUAGCUUGUUAGGUUUACGUCAUUUCAGCAGGUGCUACUCUGCUAGCUUAGCUUUACAUUGGGAUCUAUUAGCUUGUUAAACAGCUACAGUAGCUAAAAUUAAACAAGCUGGCAUCUAGAGGGAAUACGGCUCAGACUAGUGUGUGACAGGGAGUUUACUUAUGCUACUUCUCGUAGUGUGACCCGAGACUGCGACUGGAUGUUUAGUAAUAGAAAUAGCAGUAGUCACAGCUAGCAGAUUGUUAGCUUGUUAAAUAACAACAAUGGGCUAUAAGAAGUGUUUGAAAACAGCAAGGAGACUUUAUUUUUGGGGUAUUCUCUUCAUAGUGUUCAGCAAAGGAGUAACAGCUGAUGAGGAGCAACACCAGGACGAAGCACCAGAGUUAAAGUCCUACCAUGACCCAGACUCUGAAGAGGAAGAUGUUCGAUUAUCACCAGAAAUUGUGGCAGGUAUUUCUAUGACCACUGAUCACUCCCAUCCUGAAGAGGAAACACAGCCCCCUUCGGAGGGUCUAGAAGGAGAGGAGAAGGAGGACCUACCUGACCCACCUCCUCCUGUUGAGGAAAAACCUAAAGAGGUUCCUGUGGUGAAUGGAGGUACAGCCCAUGGAGAGCCCUGCAUAUUCCCCUUCCUCUUCCAGGAGACAGAGUACAUAGAGUGUACCACUGACGGGCGGGGGGAUGGACGGCUAUGGUGUGCCACGACGUACGACUAUGACCAGGAUAAGAAAUGGGGUUUCUGUGAGACGGAGGAACAGGCACAGCAGAGGCUUCAGGCUGAGGAAGCAGAGAAGCAGUAUCAGACUGUCCUGCGCAUGCUAAACUCCACCACCAGGAAGACUCAGAAAAAAGAAUUAUAUGAAAAGCUGCUAAAAGUGGCAGAAAAAGGCCACCAGAAAGCCAUGGAGAAGGUGGCGUAUGCCAUGCUGUUUGGAGAUUACAUGAACCAAAAUAUUACCAAGGCCAGAGAAAUGUUUGAGAAGCUUGCCAUGGAGGGCUCACCUAAAGCUCAGAUGGCUCUUGGAUUUCUGUAUGCAGCAGGGCUCGGAGUUAACUCAAGUCAAGCUAAGGCCUUGGUUUACUACACCUUUGGUGCACUGGGUGGAAACCUGCUCGCUCAUAUGAUUCUGGGCUACAGAUACUGGGGAGGGGUGGGUGUUCCCCAAAGCUGUGAGUCAGCACUAACGCAUUAUAGGCUUGUAGCAAAUCAGGUGGCCAGCGAUGUUUCCCUGACAGGAGGCUCAGCGGUGCAGAGGAUCAGACUGCUCGAUGAGGUGGAGAACCCGGGAUCUACCAGCGGGAUGUUGGAGGAAGACCUCAUCCAGUACUACCAGUUUCUAGCGGAGAAAGGGGACGUCCAAGCUCAGGUGGGCCUGGGUCAGCUGCACUUACAUGGAGGACGUGGAGUAGAACAGAAUCACCAGAGGGCGUAUGACUACUUCAACCAGGCAGCCAAUGCAGGCAACACACAUGCUAUGGCUUUUCUUGGAAAGAUGUAUUCAGAAGGCAGUGAGUUUCUCCCUCAGAAUAAUGAGACUGCCUUGCAGUACUUCAAGAAGGCUUCUGACCUGGGUAAUCCGGUGGGACAGAGUGGGUUGGGGAUGGCCUAUCUUUAUGGUAGAGGUGUGCCAGUGAACUACGAGCUGGCCCUCAAAUACUUCCAGAAGGCAGCAGAGCAGGGCUGGGUGGAUGGACAACUCCAGCUGGGCACCAUGUAUUACAAUGGCAUUGGCGUGAAGCGUGACUACAAGCAGGCUCUUAAAUUCUUCAACCUGGCCUCACAGGCUGGGCACAUCCUGGCCUUCUACAACUUGGCCCAGAUGCAUGCUACUGGUACUGGUGUGAUGCGUUCCUGCCACACCGCUGUAGAGCUUUUCAAAAAUGUGUGUGAGCGUGGUCGCUGGUCAGAGCGCCUGAUGACAGCGUACGGUAGCUUUAAGGAGGGUGACAUGGACGCUGCACUGGUUCAGUAUCUGCUGCUGGCUGAGCAGGGCUACGAGGUGGCUCAGAGCAACGUGGCCUUCAUUCUGGAUCAGAAAGGGGCAAGGAUCUUCAGUGAGAAUGAGACCUACCCUCGUGCAUUGCUCCACUGGACAAGAGCUGCAGCGCAAGGUUACACCGUGGCAAGGAUAAAACUGGGAGACUAUCAUUUCUAUGGCUACGGAACGGACGUGGACUACGAGACGGCUGUCAUUCACUAUAGGUUGGCAUCUGAGCAGCAGCACAGCGCACAGGCCAUGUUUAACUUGGGUUACAUGCAUGAGAAAGGCCUGGGUAUCAAACAGGACAUCCACCUAGCCAAACGGUUUUAUGACAUGGCUGCUGAGGCCAGUCCUGACGCCCAGGUUCCAGUUUUUCUAGCUCUGUGCAAACUGGGCCUGAUUUAUGCUCUCCAGUACCUGCAGGAUCUUAAUUUGAAGGAGCUGAUUUCUCAGGUGGAUCUGGACCAGCUGCUGGGCCCAGAGUGGGAUCUCUACCUCAUGACGGUCAUCGCCCUACUGCUAGGCACAGUCAUCGCCUACCGACAGCGCCAACACCAAAUCAUAGUGCCACCUCGCCCACCUGCCCCAGCGCCUCCUCCCAGGCCGCCUCAGGAACAACCACAGGGCCAGGCCGAGCCCCAGGCUCAGGAAGAAACACCAGAGCAGGGCCCGGCCCAGGAAGAGGAGGAGCAGCACUGAGAGGGAGGCAGACGGAGUGAGGGUGGUGAAAGAUGGACAAGAGGCUCACUGCAUGGAGCACCAGUAGCUGAAUACCUGCUACAUUGAGCACCUCGCCCACUCUGCCUGUUCCCCGCCAUGUGUGUGUGGGUUUUUUUUUUUUUUUAAAAAAAGGCUUGAUGAUGGCUGCUGAACUGUUCAGUCUCACCUCUUUCUUCCUUUAAAAUAUGCUGGUCUUCUGCUGAAACCGACACAUCGUGGGUGUUAAUGGACAACACUGCAGUAGAGAGUGUUUGGACUUGGUACUUUUUGACUCAGGAUACUGCCAGACGUUCCCCCCGUGUCCUCAACAUGGAAUUAGUCUUGUGGUUGCCAGAUCAAAAGCAUUACAAACUCAACUGAGAAAAUUACACUCGUUAGACAGCUUCAUUCCCAAUUUUGUUCAGUAUUUAAAAAAAGUCUGGGUGGAAAAUGUGAAGUAAAAUCAUUUUCAUUUCUAGCGCUGGUCUACUUGGUAAAAGAAAGUCCUGGUUCUCUGCAUGUCUUCUCUGAUCUCCUUGCAGACUUUGAGUUUAGCCUUUUUUUUUGAGCUAACUGAUGAGUGAACAAAUUUUGCAUUCCUUUAUGCUUUGCAGUUUUGCAUUCAUUAGUUAUUUUGGGUGACAUGUUGUCAGAUCAAUAAGUGCUAAAUAUACUAAAACUAUGCUGAGUCAUCAGCACAAGAACAAUAGUUUGGGAAGUUCUCACUGACAGAAAAGCUGGGCUGUGAAGUAGGUGAUGUUUGCUGAUGCACACGGGGAUUAAAAUGUGUACAGAAACAUCAAAGUUAAUUUAAAAAGCAAGCGAGAGGAAUUUAAACUUUUUUGGAAGUUGUACACUACAGUAUGUGUACAUUUUUUUCCAACACUGUUCUUUGAUUUAAUUAUUGUUGCUGGUUUUGAAAGGCAGCUUAGUAUUUUUUUUUUUUUUUUAAAUGCCAACUGUUAUCUGGAGCAGCCUUAAAGAUAGCAGCAACUUAAACCUUGCAUUGUUUCUACAGUAGAGGAAGUGGAUCACAUUUCUUUUUUUUUCCCUUUUGUUUUGUUCUAAAACUUCAGCUGUCGUGACAAUUUCCACCCCCUCACCAAACGUCCAAGUUGGAAAUCUGCCUACACUUCUGAGAUCAGAUGGACAUGAAUCCGAGGCUGCAUUGAAAAGCAAACGAAGCCACGGUUAGACCAUGCAGCAUUUCUGGAACCAAGAUCUGAAAUUUCAUUUUGUUUUUUAUUUUUGUUUUUUUCACUUCAUUUGUUUGUUUUUUCUCAUUUGUUCACUUCCACAAAAUGUACUAAAGUUAGUGUUUAACUGCCAAUAGAUAUGCAUGAUUGAACCCCAGAAGGAGAGCGUAGUGUUGUUUGCAGGAUGAUUAGAAAUAAGUCCAAACUGUUUCCUGCUUUCACACAUCGGCACCCACAUAACUCACAAUUGGUCUGAAAUAAAACACUGGGCAAAGUUA
Messenger RNA from Haplochromis burtoni (Burton's mouthbrooder), 4362 nucleotides. It is a transcript of the gene sel1l, whose product is annotated as SEL1L adaptor subunit of ERAD E3 ubiquitin ligase. Gene Ontology annotation, biological process: ERAD pathway. Gene Ontology annotation, molecular function: protein binding. NCBI's taxonomy places the organism in Eukaryota, Metazoa, Chordata, Actinopteri, Cichliformes, Cichlidae. Gene Ontology annotation, cellular component: endoplasmic reticulum membrane. The transcript is spliced from 21 exons. The record is from RefSeq and is a predicted model, not a curated record. The coding region runs from base 471 to 2888 and encodes 805 amino acids.